Messenger RNA from Cuscuta epithymum, 692 nucleotides. Lineage: Eukaryota; Viridiplantae; Streptophyta; Magnoliopsida; Solanales; Convolvulaceae. The record is from the annotation of a GenBank genome assembly.
CUCCCUCACUCCCCCCGUUUCUUGAAAAUCAAAACACCCGCCCCUCCUCUCUUCUUCCUUCGACGAUCAUAAGCACAAGCAAAGAUAAUUUCUGAUUUUACUUCCUCCACCAUGGAUUUUUACAUGGACGAGAGCAUGGUGAGAAACGACCCUGAGUUUUGGGGCUUGUUGAAUGCUGUUCCCGGAGGUGGAGAAGCAGGAUACGCCGACGGACCUGGAGAACUCGACGGUGACGACAUGACUUGCGGAGGCGGGGAUGGGUCUGGGCAGAAAGCCGGAGGUGGAGAAGUUGAUGGACAGAAAGCCGGACGUGGAGAAGGUGACGUUGAGACGGACCUAGGCGGAGAGGAUGAAGGACAGACGUCGCCGGCGGCCAUGGACGUUGUUUCUGACCUUGAUGGAGAAGGGUUGGUAAAGGAGAGUGAACUUGGUACAGAGCCAGAAGUUGGUAUGGAGUUUGAAAGCAGAGAAGCGAUCUAUGAAUUUUACAAAGCAUAUGGGAAGCGUUUGGGAUUUCCUAUAAGAACUAGGAGCACAACAAAAGACAAAAGAGGAAGAGAGAUUGUGUCAGUUGUACUGGAGUGUUCGCGGGCUGGUCAUAGAGGUAGUCAGUCAAAAAAUCAAUUGAAGCCCCAACCUUCAAUGCAAAUAGGGUGUGGAGCUAGACUACGUGCGCACGUAAUUUAUUCGGG